Messenger RNA from Cervus elaphus (red deer), 1841 nucleotides. Its product is annotated as translation initiation factor IF-2-like. The coding region runs from base 1 to 1752 and encodes 583 amino acids. The transcript is spliced from 8 exons. The record is from RefSeq and is a predicted model, not a curated record. NCBI's taxonomy places the organism in Eukaryota, Metazoa, Chordata, Mammalia, Artiodactyla, Cervidae.
AUGCGGUGUGCCCGCGUCACCCAGGGGCCGCUGCAGAGUAAGCCGCCCGCCCCCUCGGGUGCCCCCACGGGCAGUCUCAGAGGAGGCAGCUCCCCACCUCCCUGGGUCUGGGAGGUUUGGGACCUCCCCUCCCCCAACCCCGAAAACGGCCUGGCAGGGGACUUCAAAUUUCCAGUCCCCUUCCAUUUCACUGAGGGCAAUAUCGAGCCCCAAAGGAUGAACCCUUUGCCCUGUCUCUGGGAGCCCCCGCACUCUAAGGCCUCUAAAACCCUCCUGCCCAGACCCCCAGAGACCGCGUCCCUACGCGUCCCCCAGGUCGUUCCCAGGGAUCUCAACUCCGCUAAGGUCCGCCGGGGACCCCCUCGGAGCCCGACUCCCGCCUGCACGCCCGUGAACUUGGCCGGGAGCGUCUUCUCGAACGCGCGCGCCGGCUCGGAGCCUUUACCGGCCCAGGAUAUCCGAGGCCCCCAUCCGCCCUGCUCCCCCAAGAACAAAGCUGGCCGCCGCCCGGCCCCAGGGCCUCCUAAGGUCAGGUGUCAGGAGGCCCGGCACCCUUGCCCCUCCGACCCUCAGCCUGCGUCCCCGCCCCGCAGGGGCAUCUCGGCCCGCCCUCCCCCCGGCGGCCCCCGGCUGGCCUGGGACUUCUGGCCGCCGCAACAAUGGAGGGCCGGGCUGCAGAGGCCGGGGCGCCCGCCCCCCGGCCGCGAGCAGGUGCGCGUGGGGGCUGCGGCGGGUCCCGCCGCCGCCCCGCCCCGCCGCGCCCCCUCCCCGCGGGCGGCCCCCGCCCCGCUCGCGCCCCGGGCCGGCCCGGCGCCCGCGCUCACCUCGUUUUGGGGCCGCCGCCUUGUUUCCCCCUCUUCUGUCCAAAACCCGCCCGGAAAAGCCCCCCGAGCCGCGAGGCGCCGGCACGGGAAAUUGCAUUUUGGCGGCUCCGGGGCUGGGCGGGGGCUCCCCAGGCCGCGGGCAGGGGGAGGGGACCGCGGGGCUCCGGCGCCGGCUCGAACCCGCGGCCGCCGCCUCCCGCCCGCCCGCCUGUCUGUCUGUCUCGGUGACGUGCCCGCGCUCCCCGCCGCCGCCGCCCCCUCCCACCGCCCCGCUCCUGCCGGGCGGUGGGUCCAGCCGCGGCCGUGUGCGCCCCAAGGCCUCCCGCCAGGCGCAUCAGGAUGCAAGCGGGGAUGCCCACGGGACUCCAGGACGCAGCUCCCCGGCUCCGCGCAGGGGACACGGGGACACGGGGGCGCGAGCGGGCACACGCUGGAGCCCAGAUGCACGCAGACCUCAAAGGCGCACAAAGGCACGCGGACCACAAACACAGGGAAGGGUGUGCAAGGGACUUCCAGACACAAACCCGCCGGAGGGAAUGGCGAGUUCUUUACCACUAGUGCCACCUGGGAAGCCCACAGCGUCCAUAAAGACUCACAAAAUACAGGGAUGCUUGGAGCCAUGUGUACCUGGGACCAUCCAGUGUCUCAGCCCAGAAAGCCAAGCUCCAGCAGGCCCAGGAAGGUGGAUGCUCCCUUGGGAGCCCCCCAGAGGCCUUUGGGGUUCAGCCCUACUCUGUACCUGACUUCCCUGCAAAUGGGGGCUAAUUCCCUGGAGGAGAAGGAAGAGAAUGCGAGUAAACAGAUCCCUUUGAAGAAGCACUCAGGCCAGCGAACUUCCCACAGCCAGCAGCAGGGGGCAGCAGACUCCAGAGCCCUCCGGCUGCGGGAGCGCGCUGGCUCUCAAUUCCCUCUUCCUCCUAGCCGCUGAGGACUCUGCAUGGACCGCCCCCCCACCCCGCCCCCAGGCUGGAAUCGCUACUGCCAAAAUGCAGGGGCCCCCGCAGAAACAAACUUUUC